AUGAUGAUGAAGAGAUUCUCAAUUUGGAAACAGAUAAUGUAUAUUGUGUUAGAAGCAAGAAAAAAUUGUAUUCUUCCUUCUGGUGCUGAAAUUGAUAUGGGACUGUCAAAUAUAAUUGAUUUAUCUGCUAACAUGAAAAACUUUUGGUUCAAAUUAAAGGAUAGGCGAUAUAUAAUGAACUCACAUGAAGCAACAUUGUUGAUUCCAGCAUUUCCAGAUGAUAUGGUACAAAAUGGAAACAUUAGCGAAUCAUACAUUAGUUGUUUGGAUCAUCAUGAAAAUCUGAUCCAAAAAGUUGUUUAUUUAAAAUUUCAAAAAUAUAUGCUGAUUUUCAAAUGUAACAAUUCAAAUUUGUUAGACUGUGGAAAGACUGGGCACACUGAAAUAACAAGUGAUUUAGGUGAAUGGGAAUUUGCUGCAAAUGCAUCUGCUGACAAAAUAAUUCGUGAUCGAUGCCGUUAA
This is a messenger RNA of Funneliformis mosseae, 462 nucleotides long. The record is from the annotation of a GenBank genome assembly. Lineage: Eukaryota; Fungi; Glomeromycota; Glomeromycetes; Glomerales; Glomeraceae.